AUGGGCAUAAAACGAAGGCUACAACAUUCUGGAGGAGAAGGUAUCUGUCCCCGCCGUGUCCGCCGCAGCGGCGGAGGAAAUGGCGGGGGGAAGUCGACAGUUUGGGGUUACCUUCCCGGAGCUUCUCCGCAACGGUCGCCGUUGUUGUCUCCGGUGGAGGUGAAGAUUCCGUCGGCUAUCGAGAGCUCGUGGAAGGACGUGUGCGGCGGUGGCUGCGGCUUCGCCAUGGCUAUCGCAGAAUCCGGGAAGCUUAUGACAUGGGGUUCUACAGAUGAUCUAGGUCAAAGCUACGUGACUUCCGGGAAGCACGGGGAAACUCCAGAGCCUUUUCCUCUUCCUGAAGAAGUUUGUGUGCAAAAAGCUGAAGCCGGUUGGGCUCAUUGUGUGGCAGUAACAGAUAACCAGGAAGUAUAUACGUGGGGAUGGAAGGAAUGCAUACCCUCAGGGAGGAUCUUCGGAGACCAAUCAUUUAUGGGAGGAAGCGCCAACAAAGAUACAUAUCAAAGACAUAUUUCAUUCUCGGCAGAGAAAGUAAGCCCCCGUUCCCAAGGGUCAAAAUCUAGUGGUGGAACCGUUUCUCUAAUGGAAAAUAGAGGCGGAGAAGAAUCUUCAAAGAAAAGGAGGAUAUCACCCGCAAAGCAAGCUGCUGAAAGCUCAUCAUCUGGUGAAAGCGACUUGUCAGCAUUGCCUUGCCUUGUGUCAUUGCCCCUGGGAGUAAAUAUUGUUAGCGUAGCUGCAGGUGGGCGUCAUACUCUAGUCUUAUCAGAUAUUGGACAGGUGUGGGGUUGGGGUUAUGGAGGAGAAGGGCAGCUUGGAUUGGGUUCUCGGAUUCGUUUGGUUUCCUCUCCUCAUCCUAUACCUUGCAUUGAGCGCUCCUCUUAUGGAAAAGGCAGGUCUAUGGCCAUUGCUGGAGGAAGCAUGAGUUCAGUAGGGCAGAGCGGCGGAGUUCUUGGAAGUUAUGUGAAAAGAAUUGCAUGUGGAGGGCGACACAGUGUGGUAAUCACAGAUGCUGGAGCUAUGCUUGCAUUUGGUUGGGGGCUUUAUGGGCAGUGUGGCCAGGGAAGUACAGAUGAUGAACUAAGUCCUACUUGUGUGUCAUCAUUGUUGGGCAUCCGGGUAGAGGAAGUGGCUGCAGGUCUAUGGCACACGGUUUGUGUUUCAUCUGAUGGUGAUGUGUAUGCGUUUGGUGGAAAUCAAUUUGGGCAACUAGGGACUGGCAGUGAUCAGGCCGAGACUCUCCCGAGGCUAUUGGAUGCUCCUAGUUUGGAGAAUUUGAAUGUCAGAAGUAUCUCCUGUGGGGCUCGUCACUCCGCUGUCAUUACAGGGGAUGGAAAGGUAUUCUGCUGGGGUUGGAACAAAUAUGGGCAGCUUGGUCAGGGAGACGUGAUUGAUCGGAACGUUCCCUCUCAGGUCAGGACCGAAGGUUUCAUCCCAAAGGACAUUGCAUGUGGCUGGUGGCAUACUCUGCUUCUAGGUGUAUCGCCUCCUUGAACACAUGACAUGACCCCUCUCUCUCUACACCUCCAUUUCCAAGUUUUGUUAGGGUUAGAGAACAAAGACUUGAGUAGCUGAACAGGGAAUAGGAAUACCCUUUUGUUGUAUACAUAUAAUUUAUAUGUGCACCAUACUUAUUAUAUAGUAUGUACAUAUAUCCCCAGUU
Molecule: messenger RNA, 1660 nt
Organism: Tarenaya hassleriana
Lineage: Eukaryota; Viridiplantae; Streptophyta; Magnoliopsida; Brassicales; Cleomaceae
Product: ultraviolet-B receptor UVR8-like
Exons: 12
Coding region: 1-1491 (496 amino acids)
Source: RefSeq, a predicted model, not a curated record